Molecule: messenger RNA, 1110 nt
Organism: Paramisgurnus dabryanus
Lineage: Eukaryota; Metazoa; Chordata; Actinopteri; Cypriniformes; Cobitidae
Product: phospholipid scramblase 1-like
Biological process (GO): plasma membrane phospholipid scrambling
Cellular component (GO): plasma membrane
Molecular function (GO): phospholipid scramblase activity
Source: RefSeq, a predicted model, not a curated record
AUUCAGUGUAGGUGUGCUCUACGCAUUGGCUGCCAUAAGGUUGUAUUUGCCAUCAUUCUUAUCACAGGCUUCAAGCCACUUACUGAGAGACUGAUCUGUGCCGUUUACUGAGUUUACCAUGUCUCAGCCUUAUUCUAAUCCUGGAGCUGUGCCUCCUGGUUUGGAAUACCUGACACAGAUUGACCAGAUAUUAAUUCAUCAAAAAAUUGAGCUCCUUGAGGCAAUUAUUGGCUUCGAAACUAAUAACCAGUAUGAGAUAAAGAACAGCAUGGGUCAGAUAAUCUACAAUGCCAAAGAAAUGAAUGACUGCUGCACACGUAAUUGCUGUGGUGCUCUGCGCAGCUUUGAACUGAAGAUAAAAGAUAAUAUGGAUCAAGAAGUGAUGCAUUUGAUCAGGCCCUUCCGCUGCACUUCCUGCUGUUGCCCCUGUUGUCUUCAAGAGAUGGAGGUGCAGGCUCCACCAGGCAAUACAAUCGGCUACGUCAGUCAAGACUGGCACAUGUUUAAGCCCAAAUUCUCCAUCUAUGACAUGUCUAAAACAAAAGUGCUGUCCAUUGAGGGGCCUUUGUGUGCCAUCAGCUGCUGUGGGGAUGUGGAUUUUGAAGUUCAAGGCAAGGAUGGACAUCCUGUAGGUCGUAUCAGUAAACAGUGGAGUGGCCUGAUAAAAGAAGGACUGACUGAUAGUGAUAAUUUUGGCAUUAACUUUCCCAUGGACCUGGAUGUGAGGAUGAAAGCAGUUCUGAUGGGGGCAUGUUUCCUUAUAGACUACAUGUUCUUUGAGAGCACCGGUGACUCUGGCCAACGAUGCAGUGUGUUUGGCUGAUAGUGAUGCAAAAAAGCGCAAGAUUCAACUGCGUAACAAUUUAAAUAAAAUGUAUCUGUCUAGUGUGGUUAGCACUUGUAUGUAUUUGUAUUUUACAAAUGUGGUACCCGGAGUGGUCACACAUUUUUUCUAAACAAAUGUUAAAUAUUUUUUCCUCUAUUUUAUUUAAAAAUAUACAGUAAAUAAAGCAUUUCCUAGACUCUUGGCUCUCAAAAAUGCCUUCUGACUGUGAAGAGUUUAGUAUUUUGUAGUUUUAGGACAUAUGAUCUCACUUCCACAGUAACUGU